Molecule: messenger RNA, 603 nt
Organism: Fusarium tjaetaba
Lineage: Eukaryota; Fungi; Ascomycota; Sordariomycetes; Hypocreales; Nectriaceae
Exons: 3
Coding region: 1-603 (200 amino acids)
Source: RefSeq, a predicted model, not a curated record
AUGAAGUCUACAACCACUAUCCUUCUUCUGCAGUCGGUUAUUGCUUGCGCGGCAUUCACGAUGCCGGAGAAAUUGCCCAAUGGUGUAUACAGUGUCCAUGUCAACGAUCAAGGUCUUGAAGUUUAUGAAGGACUCACAGUUGAUCACUCUACCACCGUGACCCCAAAAGCACCCUCAUCUAAGGUGGAAGCUCGCCAGUGGAAAGAUGAAGGUGGAUGGGACCGAAGUCAACCGGAGAUGUUCUGUGGAUGCGGUCUUUCCAUGAGCCAUGGAAAUUGCGAUACUGCAGUCGACAUGCUCAAAGCACAGUUUCGUGACUCUGACGGCGGCGUGGGUGAGGUUACUCAGGCUUGGUAUUCUAUCUGGGAUGAUGUGGUUGCAUUUUGCUGUACUGACGGUCAGUAUCCGAUGACUGCCACGAAUUACGCGGGUCUUCUUGAGCGAAUCACCGAUAGAUGUGGCUGGUAUGUGCCGGGAACAUUGGUGCCGUCUUCUAUUGGUUUUGAUACGAUUGGUUGUGGCUACAUGAACUAUUCCCCUGGCCUCGACUUCUGUGGCGCUUCAGACACCGGCAGAUUCAUGGGCGACAACGGACGUUGCUGA